AUUACUAAAUCAUGUCCACAUACAUAUUGGCUCUCUGUCUUUGUCUUUAUGUAUAAUUUGUGAAAGCUGUAUCAGAUAAUGUAGAAGUAAUCACUUCUUGUUGGCUUAUCACUUUGUAAGACAAUCAAAAAUUCAAGGUAUUUUUAUCUAUCUAUACAUUUAUUCAGACAUUUGAUCAUGUUGUUGAUUCUGUAUCCAAGCGUUAUUAAUAAAAUGAUAAAGAAAAGAUUGUCCAUGAUAUAAGAGUAUAUAUGAUUAAAAAGUGUUUUGCUACCCUUCCUCUAGCUGAUAGCAAAUAAGUAAGCACAUAUAUUUAACACGCGUUUUUUAGAUAAUCAAAGAUUUUGAAGCAGGAUAAUCUUUCCAUGUUACCUAUAGAGAAGUUGUAAAGGGCUUUGAUUACACUCAUUAUAUCAAAGAUUUAAAAAACAAGGAACUUAUUCCAAACCCACAACUAGAUGAUAUUAUUUCGAGCAUUGUGAAAAGUCUUGAAACAGAAUUUAAUAAGGAUAUCCAAAGUGAAAUCUAAUCCACUGUUCCUCAUCUUGGUGUAUUUGGAAUGAAUUUCAAUUACCUGAUCAUUUUUCCAAUUCUUGGAGGAGUUCUUUUGACUUAUUUUGUAAUUAAUGCAAUUAAAGCAUUAAAAACAACCCCGAAAAAAAAGAAGUGAAUUGUAAU
Molecule: messenger RNA, 678 nt
Organism: Paramecium sonneborni
Lineage: Eukaryota; Ciliophora; Oligohymenophorea; Peniculida; Parameciidae
Source: the annotation of a GenBank genome assembly